Corythoichthys intestinalis (scribbled pipefish) is the source of this 5054-nucleotide messenger RNA. It is a transcript of the gene nckap5l, whose product is annotated as NCK-associated protein 5-like. Lineage: Eukaryota; Metazoa; Chordata; Actinopteri; Syngnathiformes; Syngnathidae. Gene Ontology annotation, biological process: microtubule depolymerization; microtubule bundle formation. The record is from RefSeq and is a predicted model, not a curated record. The transcript has 13 exons. Gene Ontology annotation, cellular component: microtubule plus-end. Bases 522 to 4514 code for a protein of 1330 amino acids.
CGAGGCUUUUUUUGCCACCUCGUGCUUCAGAACGGAUAUCCUCUCAGGCUCGCUCUGCCGUUCCUUUGUGCUCUCCGCGGCGGAGUCUCGGCCGCCUCCGCGACCCCCUUCUCCUCAGAUCCGGCAGCUGCGGGGUUAAUGUUUAGCAGAGGCAGAGAGUUGUAAGGGGGGAGGGAGGAGGACCGGCGCGGAGGCGGGGGGCUACUCCACAGAUGUUGUAGUAGGCAGGCCGCGCCGGCUCGCUCGCAGGAAAUCCUCCUCGCUCGUCCGGGAACAAUGGGAGAUGCCGCGGCCGCCUCCGCGCGCUCUCGCCCGCCGUCUUUCUCCGAGCGUCGUCCUCGCUGUUGAAAAAGCAGCAAAUUGUCAGCACCCAGAAAUGCCAGGCGGCAGUUGUCGUACUUCCGCGCCGCCUCCAACGCGUGACGGGAAAGCCGAGCCGUUUGCUUCUAUCGUUGGAAGAGCGAGGUGCCUGAUGGGAGUGUGAAUCUUCUUCACUGCUCAAAGGGGAGCUGAAAACACAGAUGAGAACGAUGUCGGGAGAGGCGGAGCAGAGAACGUGCGACGAGGACUUUUGCUCGGACGAGGAAGCGGACGUGGAGUCUUACCUAGAGGACAACAGUAGCGAGCUUAUGGAUCGGCUGAAGGAGCUAGAGGCAGAAAACUCGGCCCUGAUAUUGGCUAACGAGAGUCAGAGAGAAGCCUACGAGAGAUGCCUGGAUGAGGUGGCCAACCACGUGGUGCAAGCUCUGCUCAAUCAGAAGGAUCUGAGGGAAGAGUGUAUCAAGUUGAAGAUGUUGGUGUUUGACCUGGAGAAACAGAACCGAGCACUUUGUGAGCUAUUUCAACAGAAGCUGCCCCAUCAUCCCACUGCUCACUACCAGGUCCAGGCGGGGCCCCUCCUCGACUACAAUGCAGCGCUGCACAAUGACUCCGCCAAGCAUUUGGAGGCAGCUCAGAGCGAAGCACAAGCCAAGGGGAACGGCUACCGCACCCAGCACUCCUCCCCGGGCCCCCGAGGCCCUGUAGCCUCCAUGGAGGCUCUUUCUCCCUUCUUUAAGAAGAAAGCACACAUCCUCGAAGUACUGCGCAAGAUGGAGGAGACGGACCCUCUCAAGUUCCACCCGGCCACCUCCAGCUUGUCUUUCUGCGACUACAGUCAGGUGCUCGUGUCCACGGAGGCCGUUUUAGCCUCGGCGGACCCGCUACAAUGCAAAUCCCAGCAAACGCACCGCCACUGCUCCCGCUCGGACACCGACGCACUCCGACAUGUCAACGGGGACGGGGCGGCGAUGUGCGAGGGGGGUAACGCGUGUUGUUUACACUGCAAGAGGAGCCCGGAUGCAGCACCGCAAGCACGCGCCGCCCAAAGCGGUGGCACGCCCGCAUCCUCUUCCGACGAAUGUCAUGCAAAGAGCCAAACGGCGGAAUGUGUCCCGCCCCCUAAACAACGCGGCAAGAAUGACUCUCAUUCAAAAGCGGCAAACGGUGCCGAAGCUGCUAACCAGAGCCAGGAGGGGGCGCAGCAGGAGCAGGAAACCGAAGAGCUCACCGGCUUCUCCCCGGUCCCGCAGGUUCCCGCUUCAGAAGGCGAGGCGGGCGAUGCCGCGCCGCACCACUCGGACGAAUCCUCCUUGGAACCGGAGACGGUGCGGGCGGACGCCUCCGUGAGCCCCAGCCCCUCCUGCCUCAGCGACGUCAAAGCCGCCGCCAUCAACUCGCCAUCCAAACUUCUCAAGUUCCUGAAGAUUCCCUCCAUAGGGGACAAGUGUCAGGCCUCAAAUCCCGUCGUGAGACUGAGCCCCCAACUCACCCGUAGCUCCAGAAUCCCUUGUCGAACGAACACCUACGAGGUGUACCACUCUCCCGUCCCCACCCGUCGAGCCACCACCACGGAGCGGUGCAGGCAGCCGCCACCGCCGCCCACGAGGUCCGAGUCUUACCCUGCCACGCACACGUCCCCUCAACAACCUGAGGACGCCUGCCCCCCGCCUGCUAAAGGCAGCUUCUCCGCAUCCAAAACAAAGACUGUCGCACCCUCCUCCUCCCCCAAAGUAGCAGACAGUGUCCCGCUCUAUGAAAACAUAUGCGAUUUGUCCACCAAACCACGAGCAGAGGAGCCUAUCCACGCUCUGGAGAAAAGAACCACUCUUCCAGCGCCAACAAAAAACAACGUCGGCGAAAGAAAACUGGUGAAAUCCCUCCCCGAAAGCGUCCUAGCUGCGACUGCCCAACAAAAGGUGUCGUCAUCCUCUGCAUCAGAGUCCUCGUCGGAGGACGAAGAGGAUUCCUACAGUUCGGUGUGGGUCAACCACCAGGGCCCGCCCGACUCAACGACUCAGUGCGGAUCCGAGUACUCUCAAAACCGAGAGGAGGCGGGCACGCAGAACUGCGAGGCGACUAGGCCACCGCCCCCGGCCAGAAGAACCGACUCGUCUUCCAUUCCCAAGAGGCCCGCGGCAGUGUCCAAGUCUCAAGCGGAUUCGAGUCACCACGCGUUCAAAGACAGGCUGGCGGCGCUGGGCAAGCUGAGGAGCUCAGAGGACUUACAAGCGGGCUCGAGGCCGGUAGACGUGGCCAACGAGACCGCCGAGGACAGGAGUAAGACGGCUGAGAGGCACGUCGAACUCUAUAAAGAGGAACAGAGACUUUCGAAGUACACGGACUCUUUGGACGGGAAACCUCGAGGUAGCGGCGGAGGUUUGAAGUACCAGGGCGUCUCCCAGCUUUAUGAGCAAGGAGGCAAAUCUCCCGUUUCUUCCGGUCUGGUUAAGCAGGAGCUCUGCGUGAGCUCUAAGACUAAGAUCGGGCUACCGUCGCCGAAUGCGGACGCUCCGCAGGUACUGCGAAACAACAUCAAGUGUCCCGGCUCGCUAUACCUGCCCUACAAUGUGAAACCCGGUACUCAAAGUAGCAUCAGUCCCAACAAAAUCCCUCCAAAAUCACCGUCCAAACCUUGCCAGGGUCCUUCCGUCCACAGACCUAGCAAACCCGCAGACGCCCCGCGGUACUCCUCCAAGUCGGCGGAACGAAGCAAAAUCGUCUGCAAAGGUAAGAAAAACCCCGUGUACGGCGACAGCCUCCCGCCGCCUCCUCCCAGGCCGCCGACGUCCGAAGGGGAAAAAGCAGCGGCGGCGCCCGGGCCCAGCCCGCAGUCGGCCAUUGAGCAGAAGGUGAUGAAGGGCAUCGAAGAAAACAUGCUCAAGCUCCAAGAGCAGGACCGCGGGGCGCAACCCAGUGAGGCCAAGCAGAAAGCGUCCAACGGGAUCGCCAGCUGGUUCGGACGCAAGAAAAGCAAGCUUCCCGCACUGAGCCGCAAGACGGACGCCGCCAAAGCCAAAGACGAGAAACGAGAGUGGAAGAUAAACAUCCCGUCGGUGGGGAAAGAGUCGGUGAAGAUGGCCGGCAGGUGUCAAGAAGGAGUGGAAGGCCUGAAUAUCUCCACGUUGAUGGAGAAGGCGGAGGGCCUGCGAAGGGCUCUGGAGGAAGAGAGGGCCUACGUCGAGAGGUCUGGCAGGGGUCACUCGUGCGAGGUGGUGAUGGACCAGGCUCAAGGACAGCUGGCCGUCAUGUAUCGGGGCGGGCGCUCCGACAACUUCAUGCAACAGCUGCUGAACAGAGUGGACGGCAAGGAAGUCGUGAGCGCACCGCAGAGGAGGCUCUCGUUCGACUGCAAGACAUCCAGGCCGCUGUUCGCUCAGCAAAGCGAUGUCGUGGUCGGUCACGUUGGCAGCGGGGAUGACGUGGAAAAGGCGUCCCGUCGACUAGGCAAGAUCACUUCGGACGAGAACCUAUCCGAUUCGGUUCACUCGACGCACUUUGCAGAUUCCGGCGCGUCGACGUACACGCUAGACAGCGGCAUCGGCACCUUUCCGCUACCCGACGGGGGCGGCGCGGCAACGGGGCGCGGUCUUUCCAAAGGCAAGGCGGAACCGCGUCCGUUCGCCUCGCCGGGGAGGUCGGGGCGACGAGCCCGCACUUUGGACAGGGACCCCGCGUCGCAGGAGGAGUUCUAUUCGGCGCACAAGCAGUCCGCCGCCAACGCGAAUCUGACCUCCAAGAUGGAGGGAAGAAGCUCGGCCGGUGACAUACGAGAAGAUAAUGAGGCGCACAGAGCACACGUGUUCUCCACGCACUCCAAGACGUGGACCUUCCCAAACCUGAAGACUCCAGCGGGACAGGCAGAGGUCUACCUGGCCGUAGAAGAGGAGGGCGAGGAGGUGGUGUCCUUCGCCGCGCCCUUCAGAGCCAGCCUGAAAGCCGGCGGGGCAUCUCCCAGCCGCGUAGCGGAGCCCGGCGGCGCCCCCGCGCCGACCCAGUCGGGAGCCAGCCGGAGGACGAAGGGCCCCCGCGCUCCCGGCGGCGUGACGGAAGUGGGCCGGGACGCCGGCUUGGAGCUGCUCAGGGAACGUCCGGAGGAAGCGCUGUCGCCAGGCCGGCCCCAGGUUCUGGAGACGCCGGAGUCCCUCAGCGACUCGCUCUACGACAGCCUGUCGUCGUGCGGUAGCCAAGGGUGACCGACGCCAAAACGGGCCGGGACCGGACGUCUCCUCAGGAUCUCCCAUGUGAAACCAAAGCCACCGAAUGAAUGAAGGUGUGCGAAAAAAGACGGCUCGGCAUGUCUGGACUACAAAAGCGCGUGGGCGAGCUCACCGAUAGCACAAAAUGCGACAUCUGGCUAGUUAGUGUCAUUGGUUAACCGGGACUCAUUUCACGAUGUCAUGUACUUGAAGGAAAAAAAAAAAAACUCCUAAAGUUAAAAAAUAGCAAAAGAAUGUCGGUCUGUUUUUUUAAAGCGGUCGGUCACAUUUUCAAUGUACAAAUGAUGAUUUUAUUGGAUUUUUGCGACCACGUCCUGCAUUUAAAGAUAAUAUAUACCAGCAAUAAUAACAGAGAUAUGGCUUCGAUUAAUACUUCUAUUUAUUUAUUUGAAUUUUUUUUUUUGUAAUCUUUCUGUGAAAAUGGAAGUUUCCUGGCUUUCCGACAUGUGUUGCCGUUUGUCCACGUUAGACGAUUAGCUCCCUUUUCAACUUUCUAUUAAAAGCUUUUCAUUUACC